AGAGAGAGAGAGAGGGAAAUGGCGAAGGAGAGAGACUCGCAGCAGCAGGACACAGGGGAAGAACUCGAAGCAGGAGACGAUGAUGGACCUCCACCUGGUUGGCCUUCAAUUUCAACCCUCCCUGCAAAAACCGAACCAGAAGAAGAAGAAGAAGACGAUGAUGAUGAUGGACCUCCACCAGGAUGGACACAAAUCGCUGUAAAAAAAGAAGAAGAGGACGAUGAUGAUGGACCUCCACCUGGUUGGCAAUCAAUCCCUCCGUCGCAACCGCCAACAAUCACCCCUGCUCCGACUACUCCGCCGCCCCCGCCUGCGGUUGCUUCCGUCUCAUUGAAGGAACCCUCAAGGCCUCUUCAAUCUUCGCCGUCAAUGACGAGUCACACAAUGCCUCUUUCUUCUCAAUCUUCUUCGGUAACGAUGAAUCAGGCCAUCCCUCUUUCUCCUCGGUCUUCUCUAUCGAACAGGAGUUACAUCAUGCCUCUUUCUUCUCAGUCUUCUUCGUCGGCAACGAGUCCGAGUAUCCCUCUUUCUCCUCAGUCUUCUCCGCUGACAGCGAGUAAUGCCAUGCCUCUUUCUCCUCAAUCUUCUUCGUCGGCGACUAGUCCGGCCAUCCCUGUUUCUCUUCAGUCUUCUCCGUGCCUUGGUUCAGGUAAUGCCGCUCACACACAACUCCAGCAACAGCCGCCAAAGCAAGAAGGUUCAGCUAAAGCUGCUCGCACACAACUCCAGCAAGAGCUGCCAAAGCAAGAGGCUGUAGAGAUGGGUCAAAUGGUUUGUGGGUCUUGCCAGGAGCUUCUUUCUUAUCCUCGAGGAGCCAGGUUGGUUAGAUGCCUAUGCUGUCAGACAGUCAAUUAUUGUCUAGAAGAACAUGAAGUUGGGCAAGUGAAGUGUGGGGGUUGUGCAGUGUUGUUGAUGUACCCUUAUGGAGCACCGUUUGUUAAAUGUUCAUCUUGCUGUUUUGUGACAGAAAUUGGAGAGCACAACAGACGACCUCCUCUAUCGGUGCAACAGGGCCGGGGAAUGCCUCCUCCCAAACCAACUCAAUAGACUUCUUUUUCCUAUCUAUAUAUGAGUUUGGGAUUUGAAUCCGUAACUGAACUUUCUCUCCCAGUUUGUGUUUGGUAUAUAACUGUUUGUGUUAGACACUGUUAAAUGUGAAUGUUAAGUAUCGUGUUUUCGUACAAGUUUAUGUAUGUUUAUCCCCCCCAAAGUAAAAUUGUAAACUCGAAUAUGCAUUACAGCUUUGGUUGAGAUUUGUUGUCUAAUCUUUGAUAUAUGAACUGUUUGCCUUAUGAGAAAUCCUGUUUAUUA
This is a messenger RNA of Camellia sinensis, 1311 nucleotides long. RefSeq lists its product as uncharacterized. Lineage: Eukaryota; Viridiplantae; Streptophyta; Magnoliopsida; Ericales; Theaceae. The record is from RefSeq and is a predicted model, not a curated record.